Messenger RNA from Centropristis striata (black sea bass), 3071 nucleotides. Its product is annotated as synapse differentiation-inducing gene protein 1-like. The coding region runs from base 355 to 1077 and encodes 240 amino acids. NCBI's taxonomy places the organism in Eukaryota, Metazoa, Chordata, Actinopteri, Perciformes, Serranidae. Gene Ontology annotation, cellular component: intracellular membrane-bounded organelle; membrane. The transcript has 4 exons. The record is from RefSeq and is a predicted model, not a curated record.
GGAGUUGUUUUGGAGCCGGAGCUCAGUGUGAUACUGUGCGUAAAAAUCUACCUGUCAGACGCAGCGGCGGUGCCAUGGCAGGCAGAGCUCAGCGGGCAAAGUCCACCCUGUCACACACGGAAUAAUAACUUCCUUUUUAACACGGAUGUCAUAUGUUAUGAUGCGCCACGAUGGCAGUUUCCCAAAACUGAUGAUGUGAAGUAGAAAGGUGGGUCCGUCCGUCAACAUCGACUCAGUUGCGCCGAGGAACGAUGCUGAGCGAAGCUGCGGGAGGAUUUUCCACCACAGCUACCACACUGCCAAAUCCUUUUUGGACUCCAUCCUCUGAUCCACUAGACGUUUGAGCCUGCAGUCAUGGAGAGCCUCAGUGAACUCCAGAACCCCCUGCUAGACAAAACCAGCAGACAAGUGGUCCACAACGACUACCAGGGUUACCAGUGUGACUACCCGAGCCAGCCUUACCAGGACAGCCUCAUUGGUUACUACUACACUGGGACUAAUGGCAAGCAUAAGACUCAGCAAUUCCUGGAUGCCACAUCGCUGCAUCUGGCUGUGGAGGCCUUCUACAGGCCCAACUUUAUCCUCUACAAGGACGACGUGAGCCUCCACAGCAAGGACUCCAAGAGUGAGAGCUUUGAGACCACUUUCACAGAGAGUAAGGACACUGUGUUGGAUGGAGUUUCUGCAGAAAACCCUCUGGACAGCACACAGGGAGAGAAGGACGAGAAGAUCCAGACGGUGUCGUACGAUGUGGAGGAGGAGCAAGGUCCUGAGUAUGAGAGUGACAGCUCCAGUGACAGUGAGAGCGAGGACAACUUCAUUGUGCUGCCCCCUCGGGAUUACCUGGGCCUCGCCAUCUUCUCCAUGCUCUGCUGCUUCUGGCCCUUGGGCAUCGUUGCCUUUUACUACUCUCACAAGACAGGCAAGGCCAUCGCGAAGGGAGACUUCUCCAAAGCAGGAAUGAGCUCCAGAAGAGCCCUGUUCCUCGCCGCGCUCUCCAUCACCAUCGGAACGGGGAUGUAUGUGGGGGUGGUCGUGGCCCUCAUAGCCUACCUGUCCAAGCCUGGACACGUAUAGCACUGGGACCUGUUAGCUUGGAGGGGGGAGUGAGAUGGAGAGAAAGAGGAGGGGGUGAGGGAGAAGAUCACCUCUCCUGGAGGCGUGUGUGCUGCUGUCUGCAGAGAGAAGAAGCUGGUAUAUGAUGAGAACUAGAGCCCGACAGAUAUAUCCCUUCACUGAUAUUAUUGGUGUAUAUGCUGUCCGAUAUGGUCUCUUAUGAAAACCUUUUUUACACAAUAUAUUGAUACAUUAAUAUGGACUGAUAUAUCGAUUCAUGGGUGUACGAUCCAACUGCAUAGAUGAAUAUCACUGUCCGCUUUUAUUUUGACAGGCACAUCAGUGUAUCAUCAGUAAAAUCAAGAUUUUUGUAUAAAACAUUCUUUACAAGGUACAAAAUAACAGCUAAAACAUGUAAAAAGACUUAAAACUAAACUACACAGUCACCCAUAAAGUUGGAAUAAAAUAUUUUUUACCUCUUUCCAUUAAAUGAUUGUGACAAUGUGAUUUGUUCUCGACGUAAAAAGUGUAUAUCUUCUCAAAACUUAUUUAAUUAAUAUUUUCCAAACAUAUCACAACAAAAAUGAAAACACAAUAAACAGAGGAUUGUGUCUGAAAACAAAAUUAUUCCAACUUUAUGACUGAAUUUUGUAGUUAGACCAUAAAACAGUUUUUCUCCAUUUCUGUGUUCAGGAUUUUUUGGGGUGUGUCGAAAACACUGAAGCUUCCUGAUCAUAACUCCGCCCCCAACAUAAGUAACAUAACCUGCAGUGUCUAACGCUGAUACUUCGUUUGCUGAAGCUGUUAACUCGUGUCAGUGGUCGUAGCGGCAGAAGACUGCAAUGUCUGCAGUAAUAUCCUAGAUAUGCACUAAGUCUACAGCAUUUUAUGAACCUAAUAUUAAACGGUUAUCGUCUACGGGUGGUCACGAGGACUUCUGUGCAGAAGACAUGAGAGCAGAUCUCUGCACUGCAGAACACACAAACAGAAACAAGAUUUAUUCUCUGUAGUUUGUUUGUCAUUUAGAGUCACCAGAUAAGUUGGAUAUCAGGUUUCAGCAUUUCAGAGCAGAGAAGACUGCUCAGUUUUCAUUAUUUUAAAACUGAUUUUUUUUACACCCGUCGGUUAUUUUUCUGAUUAAAAUUUUGAUGGGUGUUUAAUAACUCAUUUUUCUGUGUUGUGUAAAACUCAGAUCACAUAUGUAUUUUUGCUUUACCCAGGCUUUAAGUUAACCCAUAACACAUAAAUGCAAUGUGGCACUUUAUAGUGAGCAGAAGGUCUAUUUUUAUUCUUUGUAUUGGUAAAAGAAUGUUGCUGUUUCAUUGAAAUAUCUGGAGCAGAUAGUGUCAUAUCGAUCGCUGGCCCCUGAAACGAUUGUUGUCCAAUGCAUCUAAUGUCGUAUCGUGAUGAAACCCACGAUUUAAUUUAUACCCCUGCAAUAUAUAAUGUUGCUUGCUGUGAUUCAGAAAUGGUGUUAGCUAUUCAUUUUCUAAUUAUUAUUAUUAUUUUUAUUGAACAGUCAGCAAUUGAGUAAAAAUGAACAGUUUAUUUAGUUAUUUAUCUUAUAUUUAUUCUUUUUUUUCUCAGUUAUUGUUUGUAAAAAUGUAUAAUAAUGUUAAAUAUUAUCUAGUUUUAUGAAACUAGUGGUGAAAAAUCGUUCAAUCUACAAUCUACAUAAAAAAGGUUUUAAAAAAUGACUAUAUCGGCCACCAUAUCGGUUAUUAAUUAAUUUCCCUCUCUGAACUUAGUAUCGCCAUCAUCCAUAUAUGCAUGUGUGUGUGUGUGUGUGUGUGUGUGUGUGUGUGUGUUAUAUCGGUCGGGCUCUUGUGACAACAGACUAAACCAGAAAACAACAUGAUGUGCGGAUGGACUUGGACUGUAUAUCGACUGAAUCUUUAUUUCUGGGAUACAAAACGCCCACCAAGGUAUUCCACCAGCACAUGAAGACAGAAACAAAAGCGCAAUGAAGGACUCUUCCACAAAGACUGCUGUAAUAAUAUGAAACUAAAAACUGA